Molecule: messenger RNA, 7255 nt
Organism: Corvus hawaiiensis (hawaiian crow)
Lineage: Eukaryota; Metazoa; Chordata; Aves; Passeriformes; Corvidae
Gene: EPB41
Product: erythrocyte membrane protein band 4.1
Exons: 18
Coding region: 187-2661 (824 amino acids)
Biological process (GO): cortical actin cytoskeleton organization
Cellular component (GO): plasma membrane; cytoskeleton
Molecular function (GO): actin binding; structural molecule activity
Source: RefSeq, a predicted model, not a curated record
ACAAGUGUGAGCACUUGGCUUUAUGGCUCGAGGGGUUUUCUUGGUGGGUGCAUGGGUUUUUCGUGUUUUGCUGGAACUGCUUAUUGACCAGUGUCUGUUCUCCUUUCUCUUCUAUCCAUUGCCCCAUGAUGGAUUUUGGUGCCUCGCCUGUGUGGUUGGCCCGGCUGUCUCAUCUCUGGCAUCAUCAUGACAACAGAAAAGAGCCCAGCAGCCGACGCUGACAACUCGGAGCAGCAACAAGCCAAGGAGGAGGAAGGAGCUGCUGAAACACAGAAGCAAGAGGCUUCCCUGGAGGAAGGGGCUCAGCCAACGCCGGAGAGGCAGCCCCAGAGGCAGAAGGCCUCCAACGGAGACACCCCCACGCACGAGGAGCAGAGCAAGAAAGAACGUCGCACCUCCGAGGGCCGGGGUCUCUCCCGCCUCUUCUCCUCCUUCCUCAGGAGGCCCAAGUCUCAGGUGUCCGAAGAGGACAAAGACACUGAUGCUCCUAAAGAAGUGGGAGGUGACCAGAAAGAUGCAGGAUUAGGAGCCAGCCCUGAUGAAGACAUCCUGGUGAAAGCCCCAAUUGCAGCUCCUGAGCCUGAGCUCAAAACUGACCCAUCACUGGAUCUUCAUUCCUUGAGCAGUGCAGAAACGCAGCCUGCUCAGGAGGAGAGGAGGGACGACCAGGAGCCAGAGGGAAGAGACUUCGAGGACAGGGAAGAAGGGGAAGCAAAGGAGGAGGGUGCCAAGCCAGAACCAAAGCCAGAGUCUCCAGAGACCAAAGCACACAAGGAUUUGAAAGCUGCCCAAAAAGCAGUGAAGAGACACAGAAACAUGUACUGCAAAGUCGUUUUGCUGGAUGACACCAUUUUUGAGUGUUCUGUGGAUAAACACGCCAAGGGACAGGAUGUUCUUAAAAAAGUCUGCGACCACCUCAAUCUGCUGGAAGAAGACUACUUUGGUUUGGCCAUAUGGGACACACCAACCUCCAGGACGUGGCUGGAUCCUGCCAAAGAAAUAAAAAAGCAGGUUCAUGGAGGCCCCUGGGAUUUUACCUUCAAUGUCAAGUUUUAUCCGCCGGAUCCUGCCCAGCUGACAGAGGACAUCACCAGGUAUUACCUGUGUCUGCAACUUAGACAGGACAUCCUUACAGGGCGGCUGCCCUGCUCCUUUGCCACCUUGGCCCUGCUGGGUUCCUACACGGUCCAGUCAGAGUUGGGAGACUAUGAUCCUGAUCUCCAUGGUCCAGAUUACAUCAGUGAGUUCAAACUGGCCCCAAACCAGACAAAAGAGCUUGAAGAAAAGGUUAUGGAGCUUCAUAAAACAUACAGAUCCAUGACUCCAGCCCAAGCAGACCUGGAAUUUCUUGAGAAUGCAAAAAAGCUGUCUAUGUAUGGAGUCGACCUUCACCAAGCCAAGGACUUGGAAGGAGUGGAUAUCACUCUGGGAGUCUGUUCCAGUGGCCUUCUUGUUUACAAAGAUAAACUGAGAAUCAACCGCUUCCCGUGGCCCAAAGUCCUGAAGAUUUCCUACAAACGCAGCAGCUUCUUCAUAAAGAUUCGGCCGGGGGAGCAAGAACAGUAUGAAAGUACAAUUGGGUUCAAGCUACCAAGUUACCGGGCAGCAAAGAAGCUGUGGAAAGUAUGUGUUGAACAUCACACCUUCUUCAGGCUGACUUCCACCGAGGCCAUCCCGAAGAGCAGGUUCCUGGCGCUGGGCUCCAAGUUCCGCUACAGCGGCCGGACGCAGGCGCAGACACGGCAGGCGAGUGCCCUGAUCGACCGGCCUGCGCCCCAGUUCGAGCGCACGGCCAGCAAGAGAGCGUCCAGGAGCCUCGAUGGAGCAGUGGCCGUGAUAACCCCAGAGCGGAGUCCCCGGCCCACCUCAGCCCCGGCCAUCGCUCAGAGCCACCCCGCAGAGCCAGCCCCAGCUAAGCCUGACGUGAAGGACGUGGCCACAUCUAAAGUAGGGAAGGAAACAGCAAAACUUGAUGUGAGACGUGAAGAAUUUCCACCGGAGAAAGCCAAGGAGCCAGUGGAUGCCUCAAGGGUGAGGAAAAUACACAUUGAGGUCACAGUCCCCACCACGAAUGGUGCCCAGCCCCAGCAGCCUGCAGAAAAAGAGGAAGAGCUGAUAAGAAUGAGGAAGAAGAGAUCAAAGAGGCUAGAUGGUGAAAACAUUUAUAUCAGGCAUAGCAAUUUAAUGUUGGAGGAUCUAGAUAAGACCCAGGAAGAAAUAAAGAAGCACCAUGCCAACAUCAGUGAGUUGAAGAAGAACUUCAUGGAGUCCGUCCCGGAGCCUCGGCCGAGUGAGUGGGACAAGCGUUUGUCCACUCACUCCCCUUUCCGAAGCCUCAACGUCAACGGGCAGAUUCCCACGGGAGUGGAUGGAGUCAAGAAAGUCACUGUCCCAUCUUCUGAGAGACAGACACGGGAACGGCCUCUGUUAGUACAGGAUGAAGACAAACUAAAAAAGCAGGAGAUACCUACUGAGACAGCCUUUCCCCGGCCAGCAAGUGAAGCAACUCUUCCAAAGGUUUCUAUUGCAAUCCCUGAAGAGCAGAAAUCACUCAAAAAGUGUCAGCUGUACUCUAGCAUUUUUCCUUCUCCACGUAUUCCCUUUAUGAUGUCCUUUCUCCUGGUCCUAGCACUGACUGUUUGGUGGCUGCUCUUUCUCUGAGUGGCAACAGGGUCAUGUUGAAACCUCAAGACCAAAGCUCCUGAAUUUCUUGGCUCUAGUCUCUGCUGCAACUUCCUUGUCCUGGUCUUUGAUCUUCGUAGUUCACUGUCCCAGGGAGGGACACCCUGUGACUGUCGUAUUAAUCCCACUGUAUGUCCUUGUGUGGCUGUGAUGGGACCUGGCAGGAGUGGUCAUGGAUUGCCAGGUCCGUUCUGAAAUUUCCUAUGGUGCAAAAGCAAAUUCUGUGAACUGUGCUCCCAAUUGCUGUGGGAGGCCAGAUGGAGGGAGGAAAUGAUGGGAGGAGAGUUUGUUUUCCUGAGCUUCUGUAGACUUCCCAUAGGAACUGCUGGAGAAUUGCUUUUGAGCUUGUUGUUUUAAAUGUAAGAUGUUCACAACCUGAAGAACAUUUGACACUGAUCUAAAAGGGGCUUUGCAGGAAUCUGCUGAAUCACAGAAUCCUGGAAUGGUUUGGGGUUGGAAGGGACCUUAAAGAUCAUCUCGUUCCACCCCCUGCUAUGGGCAGGGAACCUUCCACUAGACCAGGCUGCUCCAAGCCCCAUCCAACCUGGCCUUGGACAAUUCCAGGUAUGGAGAGUCCACAGCCUCAGUGGGCAACAAGAGGUCGAAUCUCUAGGAAGAACAUUGGAAUCUAAUCCAUAACCACUCAGUUUCUAGGAAACUCAGAUUGGCAUUUAAAUAAAAAGUGCUGAUUCUCACUGCUGCUCUUGGUGAUAACUUAGGGACAGGGUCAGCUUUUCAUUUCCUAGUGGAGGAAGCCUUUGACAAAGUAUCCCAGCUUCCCUCUCCAUGCCUAUUCUCACAUCCAAGAAAAUACAUAGUGUUAAAGGAGAAAACCCAUUGCAAGGAGAUAUUUAUUGUAAACCUAGAUUAAUAAUUUUUUGGGAGUCUGAUGGUCUUGGGGCACUUGGGAUGUGUUUUAUUUGAUUUGUGUGGAACUAACUGAGGCAUGUUUGCUCAGGUCACAGGGAUGGAGUUACCUGCUGUUUGAGCAUUCCCUCUGUUGGCAUGUUGGCUUGGCCACAUGGGGACACCCUUCUAAUGUUAAAACCCUUGAUAGUUUUUGACUUCUUUGACCAAACCGUUGCAUGCUGGUUGUUGUUUAUUGCCUACAAUGUAAAUGUCUGGAUGAUGCUCCCAUUUAUCCGAGUUACCCUGGCUGAGCUGUGCAGGCUCCAGCCCAGCUGGCUGAGCAGAGCUGGUUUGUGAGCUGGAGGGAAGGUGGGACUUUGUGUCUGAGGGGUUUCUUUUCUGUAAAUAGUAAUGAUGGGGCUGAGCUGAGCCCCCCAUCUCCUUUCAGCACUAAUCCAUGCUCUCCUGUGUCCACUGGAGGAUUGGGCUGGACACAGUCACUCUGAGAAGUGCCACCAGUGAUAGCAGCUGCUCCAGCAGCAUGGAAGAGAAAGGAGGAGGCCUUCAUUACAUGGACUAAAAUGUGUGAAUAUAUAUAAAUACUUGUAUUUAUAACCCUCUCUAGAUCUGUAUCCGUGUGAACAGUGUUAUUUACGAAGCUAGCAGAUAACUUUGAAGGAAUAAGGCAAACAUGGCAUGUGCUGUCUGGUCUGAGGGUCCAUGGACUAUCAUGGACCACUCGAGCCACCUCUUGCUCUCUAUGUACAGGUUGAGGCUCUGAAUGCUGUCUCAGAAAAUUAAGUUGCUAGUGAAACCGUUUGUUUUAAUCCCACAGGAAUCUUUCCCAUUCCUCUUGUAACCUGCUCCGAUUAGUUCACCAGUUUGUGCCUUUAGGACUUUGUUUUGUGCGGAUGCUGAUUUUUCAUUGGAAAAUACUCUUCCCUUUUUAAUACACUGCCUUUAAUACACAGUCUUCCUCCUUUGGCACUAGGAAGCGUAGAAGCCAGAGGGUUGUUGUCCAGGCAUAGUCUGGUGUGAAGGAGAGUGUCGGCAGGCUGUGUCCCUUGGAGCAUCCCUUGGAAUGCACUUGGACUCCAGUGGAUUUGGUGUGGAGUUUAGGAAGACAAAGGUGGGCCUUGGAGAGGAGAGCUGGGGAAGGAUGCUGGGGUGCCAUGUGCUGUGCAGAAAAUGCAGGGUGGAAGAAGUCAGAGGAUGCUUCUGGCUGGCAUUCCCUGCCUGCAUCUCCUUCCCAAGGUGGUAACAGUUGUGAUGAAGAACAGGGAUUGUUUGUUCUCCCCAGCAUGGUGUGGAGAGGGAAGACACAGGAAUUGUUUGGAUCUCUCUCUGUCCAUUUUCUGUUUGUAUUUCCUGGAGAAAAGCAGGUUGAACACACAGGUGCUUCCAUCCCAAAGCCGUUGCUCAGGAUCACUGCUUGGGAUGCUCAGCACUGCUGAGUUUACUGCAUUUCUGAUCCAGUGACAAGAACUUGGAAGCCACACUGGUGGCUUUGGCAAAGUCAUGGUUUCUGUAGCUCUGUCACCCAUUUCCAAAGGACCUGAAGUCUAAAACUCUUUGCCCAGAGCAACCUUAGACCAGAGUGCUCAGGGUGUCUCAUCCCAGCAGGGUAACAGAUAGGCUCUGUCACCUCAACUCAAUGCUGUAACUCUUCAAUUCAAAUGGUCUCUUUCUCUCUUUUUUAAUCUUGAGAUAAGGCUGGUUGUCAUCAGCAAAAGCCUUGGAAACUUUACACUCUGAGAACACUCAGGAACAUUUUUGGGAUUUAUAUACCAAUUAUCACUGCAGAGUAUAAACAAAUUGAACAAAUGCUUUCUAUUUCCCUGGCAAUUUAGAGGCCAGUUAUCUGUAUUUAUCCAGGUAGAUAUGAUCCCUCCUGACAGAGGAAACCUGUAACUUACCAGGAACAGAAACCUCAUCUGUCCAACACCCCAGGGAUGUGCCCUUUGGGCUAUAGCCCCUUUCCCAGUCGCUCCUCUGCAUUUUUUUCCUGUUUACUUGUAAUGCAAAGGGAGUGACAGUCCAUGGCAAUCCACGUAAGGUCUCAUUCCUGCGCAUUCUGUAUCCCGUUUGUGCACAUUCCGUAUCUCUUACACCUCAGUGCUGUGGUUUCCCCCCUUUCCCACGAUGUCAGCACAGGAUGCAGCACUGAGAGGAGUAUUUUAUGAGUCCUGCUGUCAUCCCUGUGCACAGGGAGAGCUGACGGGCUCUAGUGCUGUUUAAGGACUGAGAUUUCAGGGGAUCUGUAAGGGAACCAAGACAUGUACUUUGCUCCUAUUUUGCUCAGGACCAAACUUGCUGGGACCACCAGCAGCUCCUGGCCGCCUGCCCCGACACUGGCACCCAUUAACACAGGGGUUCGCACACCCUGUUUGGCCUGGCUGGUGCAGUGCCAGGCUGUGAGUGAUGGAGAGCUGAGUUAUCCCUCCUGCAAUGGCAUUCUGGUGACUGGCAUGCUGGUGACGUAGGUAGGGUAAGUCUGCCAGCGGUUUUGCCCAGUGUUUCGUGGUGUGGUCACUCAGCUCUUUGGUGCUCAUGUGUAGGAUCCCACUGGGAGCUGUUGGAGGUUUGGUGCUUCCCAUCGCAAUAUUGGCAGUUGGCUCCACACUCACUUCCUGAAUCUCCUUACCCAGAUUCCAGCUCUUCUGAGCACCACCUAAAACACACAGUUUCUUGUGCUUUCUUGCUUUAGGAAAAGGUGGACACCAGUAUAUUGAAGCAGCACAUGUGGCAGAGCCAAUAGCUUGGAACUCGGAUUCAGCUCCCAGGCUGCGCUGGGUGUGGGGCUCUGUGUGUGCUGAUACUCGAGGUGUUCAUCGCUGUAAAACAACAUCCCUUUUUCAACUGCUAAAAGGGAUCAGAUAAAUGAGGGUGUUGGCUGCAUCUCUUCCCAUGUCCUGCCUCACUCGAGGAGUGAUAGAAGGUGAGCUGAGGACUCUCCAUGGGCAGCUCAGUCAGGGCACAGUGUUCAGCCAAGACCAGCUCCCCUCCCUUGUGGUUUGUCCAGUAACUAAUGAUGACCCUAAAGGGUAGGCAUUCCAUAUCUCCCUCCUAUCCUGAAAUAAUCAGGAGAGGUGGAUUACCUCAGCACCAAGGGAAGUAGUUUGUGUUUGGAGGAAUGAGGCUUUGCUGUACCACAGGCUCCUGGGAAGGUUGUCAUAGAAUCAUGAAAUAUCCUGAGUUGGAAGGGACCCACAAGGAUCAUCAAGUUCAGAUCCUAAUGGUUAUGGGCAAAGUGUCUUUCACUUCACAUCAGUGUCAGUAAUUUGUCACUCUGAGAAUUGUUCCCCUGGUUUAUUGGGUUUUCUUUCUUUCCUCAUCAUGAGUUGAUGUUGCCUGUUCUGGCCUACAGAAAGAGGGAAGAAGCUUUCUGGAUAAAUUCAGCCCAAAAAAGGGUUAUGGAUUCAUGCAAAAAACUUCUUGGUCGGUACUUAUUAGUGGGUGACCUGGCAGAGGUGGUUCCUCUUGUGUCUGUUUGCAUCUGUUGUGGUUUGUGAGGCUGGAGGGAAGGACUGGCUGUGGUUUGGGCCCCUUUGGGAUCUUUUAGCAAUGGUAGACAGUCCUGUUGGAUCAGUCUGUGGGGACUAGAAACACUUUCUUUUUUACCUAAAAUGCUCUCUUUUGGAACACUAUUUUGGUUUUGUAUUUUUUCUCAGAUUUUUCUUUGUAAAUAUGUACAUUUAUCAUUAAUAAAUGCUAUUGCAAAUCA